This is a messenger RNA of Dama dama (fallow deer), 2183 nucleotides long. RefSeq names its product abhydrolase domain containing 6, acylglycerol lipase (gene ABHD6). The record is from RefSeq and is a predicted model, not a curated record. The coding region runs from base 256 to 1269 and encodes 337 amino acids. NCBI's taxonomy places the organism in Eukaryota, Metazoa, Chordata, Mammalia, Artiodactyla, Cervidae. The transcript has 10 exons. Gene Ontology annotation, molecular function: catalytic activity.
AGGCGUUCUAAGGAGAUAAUCCCAGAGUGUUGAAUACAUGGAAGGAAAUAAUGACUUCCUGAACUGGUGGGGAUGUUAAUCUCCCCCUUGGCCACAGUCCAGACCUUAAGCCUGGUUGAAUCUCUGGUGAAAAGCUGGUGGUGAUUGUCCUCCCUGAGUCUCCUUUUCAGCUUCUGCCGGAGCCAGUAGCAGUUGGGAAAGAAGGCUGUGCUCUUUGAAGACCCCUCUAGGUAUAAGCCAGACCUAAAGAGCAGGAUGGAUCUUGACGUGGUUAACAUGUUUGUGAUCGCGGGUGGGACGCUGGCCCUUCCGAUCCUAGCAUUUGUAGCCUCAUUUCUCCUGUGGCCUUCAGCCCUGAUAAGAAUCUAUUACUGGUACUGGCGGAGGACGCUGGGCAUGCAGGUCCGCUAUGUGCGCCACGAAGACUAUCAGUUCUGCUACUCCUUCCGCGGCAGGCCUGGCCACAAACCUUCCGUCCUCAUGCUCCACGGGUUCUCUGCCCACAAAGACAUGUGGCUCAGCGUGGUCAAGUUCCUCCCGAAGAACCUGCAUCUGGUCUGCGUGGACAUGCCAGGACAUGAGGGCACCACCCGCUCCUCACUGGAUGACCUGUCCAUAGAUGGGCAAGUCAAGAGGAUACACCAGUUUGUAGAAUGCCUCAAGCUGAACAAAAAGCCUUUCCACCUGGUGGGCACCUCCAUGGGCGGCCACGUGGCUGGGGUGUAUGCUGCUUACUACCCGUCAGACGUCUGCAGCCUGUCCCUCGUGUGCCCUGCUGGUCUGCAGUACUCAACUGAUAAUAAAUUUGUGCAACGGCUCAAGGAACUGCAGGAGUCGGCCGCCGUGGAGAAGAUCCCCUUGAUCCCGACCACCCCGGAGGAGAUGAGUGAGAUGCUGCAGCUCUGCUCCUAUGUGCGCUUCAAGGUGCCCCAGCAGAUCCUGCAGGGCCUUGUCGAUGUCCGCAUCCCUCACAACACCUUCUACCGAAAGUUGUUUUUGGAAAUCGUCAGUGAGAAGUCGAGAUACUCCCUCCAUCAGAACAUGGACAAGAUUAAGGUCCCUACGCAGAUCAUCUGGGGGAAACAAGACCAGGUGCUCGAUGUGUCCGGAGCGGACAUGUUGGCCAAGUCAAUCGCCAACUCCCAGGUGGAGCUCCUGGAAAACUGUGGCCACUCGGUGGUGAUGGAGAGGCCCAGGAAGACAGCCAAGCUCCUUGUCGAUUUCUUAGCUUCUGUACACAACACAGACAGCAGCAAGAAGCUGGACUGAGGCCCCGGCCGCAGCCUGAGCUCCACACCCAGCCUCCACUCCCGUCUCCGGAACCUGUCACGGCCACCACUGCUCAGGGACCCUGCCCCAAAUGCGGAGGGAGCGCCCCCGUCCCUGAGGAAGCCAGCCCCCGCUCCAGCCCUGGUCUCUCUAGAUCCACAGAGCCUCAGGGGCCAUGAAAAAAUCUCCAAGAUGUUUUUUCACAAAAUGCAAAUUCACAUGGAACAACAAAAGAAAACCCAUCCAUGAAAUCUACCCAGAAGUCUUCACAUUUAUGUUGCAGAGCGCCCACAUUGGACCACUGAGGACAUUUCCUUUAAGAUGUUCCUCACAGACUGAGAUUCCAGGUGUUUUCUGUUGCUCAGACAUUCUCCUGUGCAUAGCCAGUGGCUCUUUUAGGAGCAUUAGCCCCCUCUUCACCGAGCCCCUUGUUUAUGUCUGAUUUAAGUUUUAUGUCCCAUGUGUGACUGCCGCCCGUCAACUGCAGGACCAUGGAGGAACACCGCAGGCUGGAGGAAACAGACACGCAGAAGACACGGCCUGCCUCAGCCAGCUGGCAGAGCAGCAGAGAACACGGCUGAUUUGACCGGCACCGUGUGUCAGGUUAUGUCUCACGUGAGCCUGGCUAGUGCAGUACAGAGAUUCCCUGGCGGGGGGGUUUCCUGGGAAUAAUUUAUUAUUAAAAAAAAAGCAAGACUAAUAAAGCAAUAAUAUUCUAGACAUCUAUCUAAAUAAUCAGACUCGGGUUCCACUUCAAAGCACCUCUUUUCUAUCUUGCUGUGCUACUGAAAAACCUUUGGAUGUUUGUUAAUGAAUUCUGUGAAUUCUGUGAACAAUAGUGUAAUUGAAAAUAAAUCUAAACUGCUGUAAAAGUGACCACAAUGACAUGAAAUAAAUGUAAUAAGUCUAGAUCA